AUGUGCGUCGUAAGCUUGAGUUCAGUAAGCGUGAAAAUGGCGCCGUCCAAAAAGCGGAACGUGGCUGCCCAAAGUGAGACGUUAAAAAAGCGUUUGGCCGAGAAAGCCGAAAGUGUGUUAAACAAUAAAAGACAAGCGAACGAAGUAUUCGAUAUCUUGGAACAUUUACAGGUCGACAGAGAAGCCGAUGUCCUUAGUGCCAUAGAGGCCUGCCAGAAAGUGUUCACCGUUUUGUUGGGUAGAGGAGAGCUGUACACAGGGCUGCUUCCCAAAGAGGAUGAGACACCUGAGUCUUUCAGUGCUGAAGAGAAGUACAAGGCAUGGAUGAGGCACCGCUACAAUGGCUGUAUUGAACAGCUGCUGGAUCUCCUGGGCCAUGACGCUUAUUGUGUCAAAGAGGCUGCCCUUUGUGCAUUGAUGAAGUUUGCCGAAGAGGAAGCAAAGCAUCCCCUAUCUAAAACGGAUUGGGAUGAGCACUCUGUUUUUCCUAGAGGGCUGCUGAAGGCUGUGGUGGACCACUUAGUUUCCACAGAAGAAGACAUGUCGAUGCUCAUCUCCAGAUUUCAGGAGUACCUGGCAUUUGAAGAUGUGCGUUACUACGUCAUGACCUCCUUGACCUCAAGCGUGGCCAGUGUGAUGCAAAGAAAAGAAAAGGUGUUGAUAUAUCAGAAUAACGCUUUUGCUUUGAUGUCUGCUAUUGUCAUGCCCAGCAGCAACAGUGAGAUGACUUCCUUUUUGGUGAGACAGGGAGAUAAACUUGAGGAUUGGAAUGCAAGCAAGCUAAAGGAACACAGGCGUGUUUUUGAGAAGAUGUGGCUGACAUUUCUGAAACACAAGCUGCCCAGUGACAUGUACAAAAAAGUCCUAGUUAUACUGCAUGAUGCAAUUCUCCCACACAUGAGCAGUCCGAAAUUGAUGAUCGACUUCUUGACAGCAGCCUAUGACAUUGGAGGAGCUAUCAGCCUGCUUGCAUUAAAUGGACUAUUUGUUCUCAUAAACCAACACAACCUAGACUACCCCGAUUUCUACACCAAGCUGUACAGUCUGCUUGAGCCGUCAGUGUUCCAUGUGAAAUACAGUGCACGCUUCUUUCAUCUGCUCGACUUAUUCUUGUCAUCAAGUCACUUACCUGCCUACCUGGUUGCUGCAUUUGUGAAAAGGCUGGCAAGGCUAGCAUUGACAGCACCCCCACAGGCACUUCUAAUGGUCAUUCCGUUCAUCUAUAACCUGAUCCGUAGACAUCCGAGCUGUCGGGUCCUCCUUCACCGGCCUACUGCAGGUAGUUGUGAAGACCCUUACCUGAUGGAGGAGAAGAACCCAACUGAUUGCCAUGCACUGGAGAGCUCUCUUUGGGAACUACAGACUCUACAGAAACACUACCAUCCAGCAGUUGCCAAAGCAGCAGCAACUAUCAAGAAGCCCUUGUCAGACCAGGAGCAGGACAUCAAUGUGCUGUUAGAAGUAUCGGCGUUUGAGAUAUUCGAAAGAGAUAUCAAGAACGUACCACAGACCAUCCCACUUGAAUUUGAAAGAGUGACCACAUUACUAGGAAGAAGCAAUGAAGUUGUGGGUGAGCACUUUGCAAUGGAGUGACAGCCACGGACCUUUUGGAUUUAGACUGCCCAUCUUCGUGGGUCUUGUUGUACAGGAGUGCUACUUCAGUUUUAACAAGUGGAUUGCACUCCUGCAUUUCUCAGAACUGAAAUAAAAACUCACUGAUCUGUUUCA
This is a messenger RNA of Polypterus senegalus (gray bichir), 1728 nucleotides long. RefSeq names its product nucleolar complex associated 4 homolog (gene noc4l). Lineage: Eukaryota; Metazoa; Chordata; Cladistia; Polypteriformes; Polypteridae. Gene Ontology annotation, biological process: ribosome biogenesis. Gene Ontology annotation, cellular component: Noc4p-Nop14p complex; small-subunit processome; nucleolus. Bases 1 to 1593 code for a protein of 530 amino acids. The transcript is spliced from 15 exons. The record is from RefSeq and is a predicted model, not a curated record.